AUGCUUGCGAGGUGGAGAGCUCGUGAUUACAUCUCUGUUUCGAAGUACAGAUCGUUAAAUUGUACAGACGGCGUUUUACCGAGAGCUUAUGGGCUGCCGAAAAUUCAUAAGAAGAACAAUCCGUUACGCAUAAUAGUCUCAUCGAAAAACACGCCGCUUUAUGGUCUCGCUAAAUUUUUACAUGACGUCAUUUAUAAAUCUAUCCCGAGACCUGAUAGUCAGAUUAUUAACAGCGCGCAAGUAGUCGAGAGACUGAACGGCAAACGUAUUGAUGGUGAUGUAAAAUUGAUUUCGUUGGAUGUUGUCUCACUAUUCACCAAUAUAUCUUUGGAUAUGGCCAUUAAUAAUUGCGACGCCUCUUACGUAGGACAAACAGGUCGCUUGUCAAGAACGACAAUCAAGGAACAUAGAAGGAAUUUUACGUCCGUCAUUGCAGAACAUAGAGCGCUUAAUCACACAUUUGAUUUUGAUGAUGUCGAGAUUUUGGAUGAGGAAGCGUUUUUAGGAAAAAGACUCAUUUCUGAAAUGAUUUAUAUUAAGCGCCAAAAAAAUGCGUUGAAUCUCCAAAGCGAUACUGUAAAAUUAAUUGCACAAAUUUGUUUUUUUGUUUUAGGCGCUAAGUGGCACGCAAGAAGAAAGAUACUAACACCUGCAUUUCAUUUUAAUAUGUUGAAUCGAUUUGUUGAUAUUUUGAUCAAAGAGGGUGAUUGCAUGACAAAGUCUUUGAAAGAUGUCGGAGGGACAGUUGUAAAAGAUCUAUUACCAUUUGUCAGUGAACAUACUUUAAACGCGAUAUGCGAAACUGCUAUGGGCGUCUCCCUAUCAAAACUCGGCACAUUCCAUCAAGAAUAUCGAAAAGCGAUACACGAUUUAAUAGAAUUGUUGGUUUAUAGAUUCCUCAGGCCUUGGUUCUACAACGAUAUGUUAUUCUCAUUGUCGUCAAAAGGAAGAAAGCAAAAGAAACUCUUGAAAAUAUUGCACGGAUUUACGGAAAAAAUUAUCGCAGAAAGAAAGCUUUAUCACCAACUUACUAACAAUCAGUAUUUAAAAAAUCUUGAAAGUAAUGAAGAAACAGAAGAUGUCGAAAUAUUUGGAAUUAAAAAAAAGCGACUAGCCAUGUUGGAUCUUUUAAUAGCGGCAUCUCGAGAAAAUUCUGUAACUGAUUUGGACAUCAGAGAAGAAGUCGAUACUUUUAUGUUUGAGGCUCAUGAUACUACAUCGAUGGCUAUAAUAUUUACUUUAUUACUAUUAGCUGAACAUAAAGAUAUUCAGGAGCGUGUGAGGGUUGAGGUUGAUAAUGUGAUGCAAGAGGACGAAGGAAAACUUAAUAUGAGAUCCUUGCAAAAUUUAUCAUAUUUAGAAAGAUGUAUAAAAGAAGCUCUACGUUUGUAUCCCAGCGUGUUUAUGGUAUCACGACAUGUUGCAGAGGAUAUAAAAUUGAAAUCAUGUGUCAUACCGAAAGGGACGAUCUUAUUUCUUAAUUUUCUCGGAGCUCACAAAGAUCCUAAGUUUUGGCCAAAUCCAGAAAUAUUUGAUCCGGAUAGAUUCUUGCCUGAGAAGAUACAGAAUCGUCAUCCUUAUUCCUACUUACCUUUCAGCGCAGGGCCGAGGAAUUGUAUAGGUCAACGGUUCGCUUUCCUAAAAAUGAAAGCUCUGAUUGCUCCUUUGGUGCACAAUUUUUAUUUGGAGCCGUUGAAUAUUUAA
Molecule: messenger RNA, 1704 nt
Organism: Camponotus floridanus (Florida carpenter ant)
Lineage: Eukaryota; Metazoa; Arthropoda; Insecta; Hymenoptera; Formicidae
Product: cytochrome P450 4C1-like
Exons: 11
Coding region: 1-1704 (567 amino acids)
Molecular function (GO): oxidoreductase activity, acting on paired donors, with incorporation or reduction of molecular oxygen; heme binding; iron ion binding
Source: RefSeq, a predicted model, not a curated record